CAUCGCGUCGACCUACCCUAAGAGACAAGGAAUGCAAUUCCGAAGCUCAGAGUGAAGGUCAAGGGCGGGCGAGAGGAAUCAGAUAAUGACCCCGGUUUGAUAGCUGAUCAUAUUCGAAUACCUCAGUGUUUAUCUGUCACUUUUAUCAUAUCAACUAUGAGUCUUGUUUCAACAUCUCCACUUCCACUUCCCCAGCCACAAGUCACUAUCAAAGAUGCGUCUCUUGUGCAAGUGAGAUUUGCAGAUGAUACAGAGCUUGUCUCUUCAUUCACUGUUCAGCCAAAGCCAGUCCCUCGCGGAACACCUGCCUUUGAAGCCAAGCGGGCUGCUCUUAUCGACACCAUCAAGACCAAAAUACCUUUGGAGUACUAUCUGCCUGCCGAAUUGAUUGCCAAUCCUCCUCUAGAUGUUUCCAAAAUCCCUGCUUCUUGCGGCAUCCUCACUGAAGACGAAGUUCGCAUCACAGAAGACUACGAUGCAGUUAGUCUACUGCAGGCACUUGCUAGCCGCCAACUUUCAGCUGUUGCAGUCGCCACUGCUUUUGCCAAACGUUCUAUCAUCGCACAUCAACUCACCUGUUGCCUAACGCAGUGGCUUAUGGAUGAAGCCAUUGCCCAGGCAAGAGGACUAGACGAAUACAUGGCUAAGCACGGGAAACCCAUUGGUCCUUUGCAUGGACUGCCAAUCAGCAUCAAAGAACACAUGGCUAUAGCUGGGACCCUGUCUUCCCAGGGUUGUCUCGCAAGCUUGAGAGAGGAUACAAAAGACAGUGACAUGGUUGCAAUUCUGAGAAGUCUCGGCGCUGUCUUUUAUUGCAAGACCAAUCAGCCCCAAACCAUCAUGCACCUAGAAACUGAUUCCCUUUGGGGUCGCACUCUCAACCCUUUCAACAUCAACCUCUCGGCAGGUGGAUCGACCGGCGGUGAAGCAGCCCUCAUUGCAAUGAAAGGUUCUGUUCUCGGCAUUGGUACUGAUAUCGGCGGUAGUAUCCGUGGUCCCGCAGCCUUUUGCGGCAUUUAUGGAUUCAAGCCAACUUCAUACACAAUGCCCAUGAGAGGUUUCGAUGCAAUGCCGUUCCCAGCUGAGUUGACCGUUCUGGCCUCAGCUGGCCCUAUGUGCCGAAGCUUGAGAGACAUGGACUUGUUGAUGCAGUGCGUUUUGUCAUCCAAACCCCAUUUAAAGGACCCGAGAUUGGUCCCUAUCCCUUGGAAAGGCCUCAAGACUCCUAUCAAUGGUCGUUUGAAGAUCGGCUUUGUCAACAACGAUGGAUUUAUCAUCCCUCAACCUCCAGUUGUGAAGGCUCUGGCGUGGGCACGAGAGCAGCUCCGUGAUUCAAGAUACAGUGAACUUAUUGAGCUCAAGGAGUUCAAGGUAUUUGACUCGGCAGGUGCUUGGUCCAAGAUUCGACGUAUGUAUUGGCCCGAUGGUGGAAAGCCAACAAGAGACGCCAUUCAAGCUACGGGAGAGCCGAUCCAUCCUCUGAGUGAGUGGAUCUGGAAGGAUGCAGAGCCACUUGGUAUGAAGACAGCUGUUGACUUGAGUCUCAUGCGUCGGGAGAGAGAUGAAUUUCGCUGGGCAUUUGCAAAGAGCUGGGAAGAUCAAGACGUGGAUAUACUCAUUGGACCUGCAUUCAUCGGACCCGCAUCAGCUCACGAUACAGCAUUCUUCUGGAACUAUACGUCGCUGUAUAACCUUGUGGAUUAUCCUGGUGUUGUGAUCCCUACACCUGUCAAGGUGGAGGGGAGUGAGAAGUAUUCUGGUGGAUAUGAGCCGUUGAGUGAGGCUUGUGGACAGGUGAAGAAGAUGUGGGAAAAGUCGGACUUUACUGGCGCUCCGAUUAAUCUUCAGAUCGUUGCGAGGAAGUACCAUGACAACGAGUUGUUUGGGGCGCUGACGGUGUUGAAGGAUGUAUUGAAGCUGCAGUAGUUAUAUGUGUAACCCUGAUUAAUUGCAUUCAUGUACCAGAACGAACCCUGUUUAUCUUAUCUCUGUAUACACUGAGACCAUUUGGCGUACACAGACGAGCAUAGAAGCAAGACAAGUGACGAUUAGGAUGAGACGUCAUACCUCGGGCCAAGGCUACGGUUAAAGUUAGAGCUAGUGGUGUACCAUACCGCGGAUGAC
Molecule: messenger RNA, 2124 nt
Organism: Fusarium redolens
Lineage: Eukaryota; Fungi; Ascomycota; Sordariomycetes; Hypocreales; Nectriaceae
Product: amidase signature domain-containing protein
Exons: 2
Coding region: 157-1926 (589 amino acids)
Source: RefSeq, a predicted model, not a curated record